UUAAAAUUUUACAAUGGCGUACAUACUUCAACUUCCGUUGGCAGCGUUGCUAAGAGACAACUUCAAAUAAAACGAUUCCAUGGCAACCGAUAACAAACGAUUGAAGUUUUACAGCAGCCGAGUUGUACAAAGAAAAUAAUCGACCGGUUUUUAAUACCGUCAUGGCUUUACCGUUUCUACCCGGAAAUUCUUUCAAUAAACAACUGGGGAAGGAGAGAUUCCACAAGUCCCAACAUUUUGACUAUUCCAAUGGAGUCCCGAUGCUGGUGGGAUCGGAGAAGCCAGGCAUCGGAGGAGAGCUUUUAGUCGGCCAGAAGAUUAAAGCAAAAUAUUCUGUCUACCCCAAAGGACAAGGCAGUGAUUCACCAUCAUGGGUAGCCUUUGACAAACAGGCUUUGUGUUUUGAGGCGUACUUUCAGGAAGCUGUGCCUGAGGCACGGGAUGAGACGUACAGAAUCAGAAAGUGUAACAUCUUCUUCUUCCUGGAAGAUGAUACCAUACAGGUGGUGGAGCCAGAGUACAAGAACAGUGGCAUCCCUCAAGGAACACUGAUUCGCCGCCACCGCAUCCCACUGCCUCCCCCAGAUGAUGACCAGUUCUACAACAUUUCCCAUUUCAACCUCAACCAACAGAUGGUGCUGUACUCCCGCACGUUCACUGUGACCAGCUGUGACUCUUUUACAAGGAACUUUCUCACAAAGCUCGGGGUGCACCUAAAUGACCCCACAACUGUACCCGAUGACCCCUACAGCAACCUCCGGGAGCAGGCUGAGAAAAAUAUGAAGCCACUGCGGCCGUACGAGAGGCGUGACACGCUGAAACAGUUCCUGGACCACGACCGCAAAGUCCUGCGCUUCUACUGCUUCUGGGACGCCACAGAGAGCACGUUCGGCGACCCUCGGGAGCUCAUACUGCACUACUACCUGGCCGAUGACACCAUCGAGAUCCGAGAGGUGAUCACCCCAAACUCUGGGAGGGACAGCAUCCCCAAAUUCUUGCGCCGCAGCAAACUGCCUAAGCACCCUGCGGCCCAGGUCAAGCAGCCCGGACAGACCGCAGAGCGCACUGUGCUCAACGUGUUUUCCUCCCCGAAUCAAGGGAAAUGCUUCAUACUGGACAGCAUCAAAACAGGAGCUGUCCAGGAGGAGUUUUAUAAGGACUGUGAUCUGACCGUAGGCGGGGAGAUGAAUGUGUUUGGCAGGAGAGUCAUCAUCGCCGACUGUGACGACUUCACCAGAGACUACUACCGCUCCAAAUACGGCAUAGAGGACUUCACCCCAGUGCAGUACAAAGCUUCCCCAGCCCCUAAGCCCCAGAGGCUUGUGCCCCCCUACAAUGGCUUCGGCUCAGAAGAGGAUUCGCUAAGCUCCUGCCAGGGCCUGCUGCCCAAGCCCCCACAGAAAGACUUCAAAAAAUUUAUGGCGAAAGACAGAUGUGGCCUAGACAGCAAUGUGCUCAGUUUCCGAGCCAAGAUGGUGACCACCGAUCCGGUCGACAGAGAGAGGGUGUUCAUCAUCUCCUUCUACCUCUGUGAUGACUCCAUCAGUGUGUUUGAACACCCCCAGAAGAACUCAGGUGUGCUUAGUGGUAAGUUUCUGGAGCGCGGCCGUGUGAAGAAGCCAGGCCAGGAGCUGUUCAAGAGCGAGCUGUCCCAGUACUUCAAAGCUCAGGAUCUGUACGUGGGAGCGACUCUCUGCAUCAACAACAAGAACUUCCGACUUCUGGAUGCUGAUGAAUACACCCUCCGUUACAUGGAGAAACAUGCUGAGGAGUUCCCCAAAGCCAACAUAGGAAACAUCUUCAGUAAACUACGCUCCAUCCCGGAGGAGGGACAGAGUGAGAUCAGGAAGUUUCUGACUCUCAGUGACCCCAGCAACACUGGCCUCAUCCCCUACGAGGCGUUCAGGAGUCUGCUGACGGGCCUGGACUGCAGACUGUCGGAGCACGAGGUGCUGGUGCUGGGCCGGCGUUUCUCACGGCGGGAGCAGCCCGAGGUGGACGUGGGCCUGAUGCUGGCCGUGGCCCAGGACCUCCUCAAAAAGAAGCACUUUGAAGAACUCCCCGACAUGACCAGAGCCUUCACUUACCACGACCGACACAAAACUGGACGUCUCUCCGCCAAAGAGACAAGGACCAUCUGUAAGGCCUUCCGACUCCCCCUGCCUGAGAACCUGCUCGGAGGUCUGCUCGACAAGUUUGCAGAUGGAGAUGAGAUUGACUACCACGCCCUCCUUGCUGGCAUUAACUGGAUGGAGCACCCCGCUCCCCCAGUAAUGGCCGAAGACAUCUUAAAGUUUGAUGUGAGCGCGAGGUUCGACGCCGGCGAGGCUGCGGUGAAAAACAUCAACUACUCUGCUCUCCUGGAGGACGUAUUCUGCUUUCCCUCCAACCGCGGUGACCCGACAGCCGGCACCGCUACAGAGACACACGGUGGGAGGUGAAACGUUGCCCCACAGACCUACACCACAAACACAACCCCGCUCCUUAAUUAAAGAACACGACGCAUCAGCUGAACCGGCGUGUGUGCGUUUUCAUGUUGUGUCAAGGUGGAGAUGUGUGACACUGCGUGUGUGUGUGUGUGUGUGUGUGAAUAAUUAGAAAGUUUGUUUUCCUGUGUAUGAAUAAUUUGGCAGUAAUGGCGUGCUCUGGUGUCAGUUAUCACGAAGCGGGAAGCGCUGUGAGAACACAGAUGCUUUUUUGAUGUGUGCUUGUGUGUGAGUGUGUUUACACGAGUUGGUGGGAAUCCUUCGGAGACACGAGGCAGCAAAGCAGAACCACAUUUCAGGUCUGGCCAGCAAGCGCUCGCACAGUAUGAUCACAGAGCAUUACACUGUGUACUCCUAUGUUGAUGAUGAGGUGGGGGUGUGGGGGGGCGGGGGGGGGGGGGGGGGGGGGGGGGGUUGCCCUUGGAGUAAUUGAUGUGUGGUUUAUGUUGACUCUACACUGGCUACAUCCACCUACAAGACAGAAGCCAUCAACAUUGUCAGCCCGCAGCUGUGGAAACUAUAGAUGAUCUGCAAAGGAGUCCAAAAGCCAGAGUGUGUAUAUCCAGGCUGCACAGGCCUCAUGUGUUUAUCAUCAGGGCUCAUUCUCACAUGUUACACUGGAAAAGAGAAAAGAAUGGAGCUAUUUUAUGUCCUUUCUUUUUUCCCUUUUCUAUCAUUACUCCUCAGCACCUGUUUCAGAUACAGCAUCAUCGGCUCAUUGUGGAUGAUAGUUGUUAUUGUCUGUUGUCUGUUUGUCAGCAGGAUUACGUAAAAAGGACUGAACCAAUUUGCACCGAACUCGGUGGAGGGCCGGGGCCGGGGCCAGGGAAGAACUAAUUAAAGUUUAAGGCAGAUCUGGAUCUUUAA
This is a messenger RNA of Seriola aureovittata, 3353 nucleotides long. RefSeq names its product EF-hand domain (C-terminal) containing 2 (gene efhc2). Gene Ontology annotation, cellular component: microtubule. The coding region runs from base 162 to 2441 and encodes 759 amino acids. The transcript is spliced from 15 exons. The record is from RefSeq and is a predicted model, not a curated record. Lineage: Eukaryota; Metazoa; Chordata; Actinopteri; Carangiformes; Carangidae. Gene Ontology annotation, biological process: regulation of neuron projection development.